This is a messenger RNA of Hymenoscyphus albidus, 1084 nucleotides long. The record is from the annotation of a GenBank genome assembly. Lineage: Eukaryota; Fungi; Ascomycota; Leotiomycetes; Helotiales; Helotiaceae.
AUGUAUGGGCCCCCACGGCCCAGAAAUAUCUACAGACCCGAGGGCUACGAAAACAUACGGGAAAAUAAUAUAACCGAUAUAAUGGACCAACUUAUCAGCCUAUCGAAAUAUAUCGUGGAAAACGUAAAGCAAGAUGAUGCCCUCUUUAUCCAAUUUUUUGGGGCUCCAACAUAUUAUAAAAAUGUUAUGAAUAUCUUCUCUCGCAUCGCAGCUCUUAAAGCCGCAAAAGGUGGUGGACAAACCCGAUUGCAUUUCGUCGCGGACAUGACAAAGGACACUAACAGGGGAAUGACCAGUGUCAUCGCAAACUUCAAAGAAGAUCCAGAUAGUGGUGCUCCGACUAUAACUCUAUUUUCCCCUUUUGUAACAUUGCAGGAUGUCUUCUAUUUGAGACCGAACUCUGAACUCGAAGGCCUCCUAACAUAUCUAACAUACUCAAGGCAAUGUGGGAUUCUACAUGAGUUAAUGCAUUUUGUUACGAGGCAAGAGUUUUAUCCGCCUGUAAUACCUUGGACCACCAUUUGGGGUAUGUUUAAUUCUGCUUACUCCUUUGGAACAUGGAGGUUCUUUGGAUUACAGAAAGUUGAAAAAUUAACAUUUACGACAGGAUUAUUUGAUGGAGAAAUUAAAGAUGUCUUCCUUGCAGACGCAGCAAGUCGGGGGGAAAAGGUAUAUAUAUGAUCCUGUUUCUUUGUCUAAUCAAGGCUAAAUAUUAUUAUAGAAAUGGCUUCAAGGAAAGUUGGAUGAGGAAACCCGCGCAGGGCAGUCAGAUGGAAUGACGCUGGAAGACACCAAAGUCUACGGUGAGCUGCGAGUCCUCCUUCUGCCUCAGUUGAAAAAGGGACCAAAGUAUGCAUGUCAUAAUGCUGAUAGCUAUGCAUUAUUUGCUAUCGCACUAUUAGGUAAUUGGAACAACGAGGGGGAGAUCGUGCCUGAGAGGGGGGAGGCGGCCUUUUGGUAUAAGGACGCAGUCAAAAGGGAUCCAUUUGAGCAUUUACCGCCACCAUAUGAUGUCCCAGGAGAUCCAAUAUUCAAGAAGUUUUGGGGGAGAAGUGGAAGAAUCCAGGGGGUUGAUUUCGCGUAG